Pogonomyrmex barbatus (red harvester ant) is the source of this 2919-nucleotide messenger RNA. It is a transcript of the gene Cog7, whose product is annotated as conserved oligomeric Golgi complex subunit 7. Gene Ontology annotation, biological process: retrograde vesicle-mediated transport, Golgi to endoplasmic reticulum; Golgi organization; intracellular protein transport. Gene Ontology annotation, cellular component: COG complex. Lineage: Eukaryota; Metazoa; Arthropoda; Insecta; Hymenoptera; Formicidae. The record is from RefSeq and is a predicted model, not a curated record.
GCUCGCUCGCUCGCUCGCUCGAUCGCAUGCCAUGAUCCACAAACUCGAUCGCGAUCGACGGAUUUUUUCUCGCGCGAGACGCGACUCCGGUUUGCACGAUCGCAAAUUCGGCUCGCGAGCGAGGGGCAGAAGCGGCAAGAUCGGAGGAAAAGGAGCCGACAGCGUAGAGGAUAUCUACGAGCCUAACCUCAAAAUGGUCGUUUCAGGACGUAGCCGCGUUCUCCGAGGACAGCUUCAACGUGAAGGAAUGGAUCAACCGGACGUUCAAGUCCGCCGAGGCGCAGGAGAACAAGGACGUAAGUCGCACGGGUCGCACCAUCUCCGCUUCCGUCGAUUCCCGGGAUCCCCGGGAUCGCUCCUCGGAUUCGAGUCUCGCUCGUCGUCGCGACGCCCGUCGGGCCGCCGAACUGGCGGCUUCCACCGACCGCGGCGGCGGUCACUGACACCGCGCGAUCGACUUCUUCCAAGAUGAUUCCUUUCCUCGCAUCACCUUCAACGAAGGUUUUCAGCCCCCGAGGAAUAAUAUUUUUAGAUGCUCGCGUCUCUCACACUCCGAAAAAAAAUCGCACUGGAACGUUACCGACCGAUAAUAAAUCUUCCUGCCUGUUCCGUGACAGCUUUUGUUUCAUCUUUAGUGAUGAAGUUGCAGUUGUAUGUGCAACAAGUUAAUGGUGCCUUGGAGGAGACCAGUCAAUCGGUUCUUUCUAGCUUACCAAGAAUUUUAAGAGACACUCAACUCCUACAGCAAGAAACUUUAGCGCUGAGAGAAAAAAUGGUUGCUGUCAAGCAAGAGAUCGCAAAGAUCGAGAAAGAUACAGCUUCUUCUAUGGCGACGUUGGAGAAGAUUGAUAGAAUAAAAACGGAAUUGCAAACUGCUAAGCAAGGAUUACACGAGGCUGACAAUUGGACGGUGUUGGCAAACGACGUGGAAGAGGUAUUUGAAUCUGGCGACAUAGAAGCGAUAUCUAAUAAGCUGUUUAGUAUGCAAAAAUCUCUAACUAUGCUCGCGAAUGUUGUCGAUUACGAGGAUAAAAAGUUGCAGUUAGAAGGCUUGAAAAAUCGUCUCGAGGCGAUGGCCAGUCCGCGGUUGGUCCAAGCUUUUACCGCCGCCAAUUUAGAGCAAUCGAAAAUAUAUGUGGAUAUCUUUGGCAAGAUGGAACGUCUGCCUCAGCUUCUUAAGUAUUAUCAUAACUGCCUGAAAGUUUCUUUGGGCCAAGAAUGGAGACGUACUAUUGAGCUAGCACAGGAUGAGAAUGUUACCUAUUGGCUACAUACUUAUUAUGACAAACUGUUAUCUUCUUGGCAUGAACAAGUGAAAUGGUGCCAUCAAGUCUUUCCUAAUACUUCGAUAGAUAUUCUUAUCGAGGUUUAUGCUGACCUUUUAAGGAGCCUCGAUCCUGGUAUUCCGGAAUGCAUAGAGGCAGUUCUGAAGCAACAUUCCAACACGGUUCAAUUGUCCAUUCUACUCGAAUUAAAACAGAUGACGAGGCAUUUUGCCGUAAAUCUCAGCGGCGCUAUCGAGACGUUGCUUCGUGGAAAAUUGCAGAACGAAAAGUUACUAUCGUUAGCGCAAGCUGUAUAUGCGCCUUACGUUCCUUACGUCGCGAAAUAUAGCACGUUUGAAACCGCGCAGUUGGAACAACAACUACAAUUUUUGGAUCGUUCGCAUGACGAUUUGAGCGAUACUAUUAAUUCCCUUUCUCUUAGCAUUUCGCGGAUUAUGAGUUAUGCUGCUGAAGCCAAUAAGCGAUGUAAGCUUUUUACAGAAGGCUGUGGAUAUCCCGGUUUAUUGCGAUCAUUAAACAUUUAUUUCAAUAAAUAUCUCGAGAAAUAUCAACAAGGUUUAAGACAACUCGAGAGGAAGAAAGUGAAGCACGAAGAUUGGAAUUUGUUCCAAAUGUGUCUUACAUUGAUGCAAACUAUAGGUGAUCUUCUGCAUCAAAUACAACAAUUCGAAAAGUCGCUUGUGAUUGACAUAACAGAAGCUAAUAACAAAUUACAAAACACGAACGGUAGUGCUUUUUGUCAGUACAAGAAGUUGUUGUUAACCUCAUCAGGAUGUACUGAUCUGGAAAAUCUUGUUGCAUCUUUCCAAAGAGAGGACAAAACGAUUCUCGAUUCAAUUAUAAAAUCUAUUCAAAAACUUUGCACUGAUUUACAUCAUAUUACGUACGAAGUUAUUUUUGCGCCAAUUUUCUCUCAAUUGCUACUGGUGCAAAAAGCACCCGCUUGGUCAUUGGAAACCAACAAAAUGUCCAAUCUAAGUUUAGAUUUACCGGAUUAUAGUUUCGCCCCUCAAGAAUAUAUCACACAGGUCGGACAAUAUUUAAUGACAUUGCCACAGCAUUUGGAACCAUUUCUAUUGAGGGACAAUCCGAGUUUAACGCUAGCAUUGAAGGCAGCUGAUCCGCAAUAUGUUCAAAGCUCGACUGAAUCUGGAUUUACUAGUAUACUUUUAGACAUUGUUGCUCGAGGAACGUGUCAAAUGUUCCAGGAUCAAACUUUAGGCAUCUGCCAAUUGAAUUCCGUUGCUUGUAAACAGCUUGCAACCGAUAUUGAUUAUUUAGGUAAUGUAUUGGAGGAACUCGGUCUGUGCUUAUCGGAAAAUCUUCAACACAUGUCCUUAUUGCUGAGAUUACCGUCGGAGGAUUAUCAGAGUGGAAGUUCCGGAUGCAAUGCUCGUGUUGUAGCUGCAGUCAGACAAAUGCGUAACAUUACAUCUUCUGGCUGACAUAGUCCGCAUCAAACCGAACGCGAUGUCACAUGAGAAACUUUAUUUCAUAUUUGUGGUAAAGAUGAAGAUUUCACACGAUAUUUGCAUAUUCGUAAUUAUUUUGUAAAAUAAUCAUGUAUAUAAUAUUUAGACAAUAGAUAUUAUGAACAUUUAAAUAUGAAUGUACUCUUGUUUUAACUUUUCAU